Messenger RNA from Thamnophis elegans (Western terrestrial garter snake), 2025 nucleotides. Its product is annotated as vomeronasal type-2 receptor 26-like. Gene Ontology annotation, biological process: G protein-coupled receptor signaling pathway. Gene Ontology annotation, cellular component: membrane. Gene Ontology annotation, molecular function: G protein-coupled receptor activity. The transcript is spliced from 9 exons. The coding region runs from base 1 to 2025 and encodes 674 amino acids. NCBI's taxonomy places the organism in Eukaryota, Metazoa, Chordata, Lepidosauria, Squamata, Natricidae. The record is from RefSeq and is a predicted model, not a curated record.
AUGGAGCUUCUUCCCUAUUUGAGGAAUGUCCGGUUCAACAACAGUGCUGGAGAAGAAAUCUCACUCUCAGAAAAUGGGCUGGGAUCUGCUAGUUAUGAUAUUCUCAACUGGGUUUCCAUUCACAAUAAAUCAAUGGCUCUGGUGAAAGUUGGGCAAAUCGAUCCUGGGGCUCCCCCAGGCCAAGUUUUCACUAUUAACUCUGAUGCAAUCGUCUGGCCCACAAAGGUUCAGAUUCAUGGAAGUCAAAAACUCAACUUCAAAGUCCAUCUUCUCUGUGGAUUAACAAUGAAAGACGUAGACUACAAAAAUCUUCCAAGACCUAUAUUAAAGAACUACCAGCAGUUCUUAGCCUUGAUGUUUGCAGUUACAGAGGUCAACAAGGAUCUGGUUCUCCUCCCCAACAUCACACUUGGCUUCCAAGUCUAUGAAAAUAGUAAGAUUCAAAAACACAUUACAUUUUAUAGCCUUUCCCUUCUCUCUACACGAGGCCGCAUGGUUCCAGGUUAUAAAUGUGACUGGCAAGACACUCUGUUAUCUGUCAUUGGAGGUGAUAAUGCCAAAUCCUCAAGUAUGAUGGCCUCCAUCUUCAGCAUCCUGAAGGUCCCACAGCUUGGUGUUGGCUUUGAACUCACUCAGGGAGACAGAAGAGUUUAUCCUUCCUUCUUCCGGAUUAAUCCCAAGGAAUCUCCUCAGUACAUGGGCUUAGUCCAGCUGCUCCUGUAUUUCCAGUGGAACUGGGUUGGAUUUUUGGCCUCUGAAAGUCUCUAUGGAGAAUCUUUCAUCUCAUCUCUGAUGCCGAUGCUCAAGGAGAAGGAGAUCUGCCUGGCCUAUGCAGAAAUGUUGAUUCUUCCCUAUUUGAGGAAGGUCCAAUUCAACAACAGUGCUGGAGAUGACGUCCAGCUCUCAGAAGAUGGACUGGGAUCUGCCCGUUAUGAUCUUCUCAACUGGGUUCUCCUCCCCAAUGAAUCACUUGUCUCUGUGAAAAUUGAGCAAAUAGAUCCUGAAACUCCUCUAGGCCAGGAUUUGAAUAUUAAUUCUGAUGCAAUUGUCUGGGCCCCAAAGAGCUCCUCGGUAAACCAGGGUGCUACCCGGGAUCGCCACCGGGUCAGAGGCCGCAAAGAUGCAGCUCACUGUGAACCCUGCCCAGAAGACCAAUAUCCCAAUAAGGAGAAGGACCAAUGCAUUGCCAAGAAGAUCCACUUCCUUGCCUAUCAAGAGACCCUGGGAUACACUUUGGCUUCUCUAGCUCUUUUCCUUUCUCUGAUCACAUCUGCAGUACUGGUGAUUUUCCGUAAACAUCAUGACACACCAAUAGUCAAGGCUAACAACCGAGAUCUCACCUACAUCCUCCUGGUCUCCCUUCUGCUCUGCUUCCUCUCUUCCUUCCUUUUCAUUGGUCGACCUGGGAAGCUCACCUGUCUCUUUCAACAAGCUGCCUUUGCCAUUCUCUUUUCCCUUGCAGUUUCCUCUGUCUUGGCAAAAACCGUCAUGGUGGUUUUGGCAUUCAUGGCCACCAAGCCUGGAAACAGGACAAGGAAAUUCUUAGGAAAAUCACUCACCAACUCCAUUGUCUUAGGCUGUCCCUUGGUCCAAGCACUUAUUUGUACCAUUUGGCUGAGAACGUCUCCCCCAUUUCUCAACUUGGACUUCCACUCCUUGUUUGGAGAAAUCAUCUUAGAAUGUAAAGAAGGCUCAGCUUUAAUGUUUUACACUGUCCUUGGCUAUCUGGGUUUUUUGGCCCUCAACAGUUUCACUGUAGCCUUUCUGGCUAGAAAAUUGCCUGACAGCUUUAAUGAAGCCAAAUUCAUUACUUUUAGCAUGCUGGUCUUUUGCAGUGUUUGGAUCACUUUCCUCCCCACCUACCUGAGUACCAAAGGGAAGUUCAUGGUGGUUGUGGAGAUCUUCUCUAUCUUGGCCUCUGGGGCUGCUCUCUUGGCUUGUAUCUUUUUCCCCAAAUGCUACAUUAUUCUACUGAGGCCCCAUCUUAACUGUAGGGAAAAUAUGAUAAGAAACAAAAAUAUCUAA